AUGAGUUUGAAGUUGACCUCGGACCCAUGCCGUGAGCAAUUUCGGAUAAAGUCAGGAGAUACGGCGAUACUGCUUUCGGAUUCGGUGAUCUCUCUAACCGGCCAGCAUAAUGUGAUCGGCAGAGCGAUCGUGAUUCAUGCGGAUGUGGACGAUCUCGGCCGUGGAACAUCCGAACUCAGCAAGACAACAGGAAACGCCGGAGCUCGUGUCGCCUGCGGAGUCAUCGGUAUCCUCUAG
Molecule: messenger RNA, 237 nt
Organism: Ostertagia ostertagi
Lineage: Eukaryota; Metazoa; Nematoda; Chromadorea; Rhabditida; Trichostrongylidae
Source: the annotation of a GenBank genome assembly